AUGAUCGAUGAUCACAAAUUCACCUUGGCAGAGCUGAGCGCCAAGUAUUUCGUGGACCUGACAAAGCUCCACCGGACGCAGUUGGAAGAAAAUGCCAAUGGCCCCCAAGAGUUCAGCUUUGCUAAGAGACUGUUCCUGGGCAUCGCACUCUCUGUUGUGGUCAUCGUCACUGGCUGCUUCUCCUACUGUCAGGAGGCCAAGAGCUCCAAGAUCGUGGAGUCUUUUAAGAACAUGGUGCCUCAGCAAGCUCUGGUUAUUCGAGGUGGAGAGAAGAUGCGGAUCAAUGUACAAGACGUGGUGGUAGGAGACCUGGUAGAAGUGAAGGGGGGAGACGGAAUCCCCACUGACAUCUGGGUCAUCUCUGCACCGGGAUGUAAGGUGGACAACUCAUCCUUGACUGGCGUGUCAGAGCCCCAAUCCCGCUCCCCUGAGUUCACCCAUGAGAACCCCCUGGAGACCCAAAACAUCUGCUUCUUCUCUACCAACUGUGUGGAAGGAGCAGCCCAGGGCGUUGUGAUUGCUACCGGAGACUCCAUGGAGAUGGGCCUCAUCCCCUCUCUGACGGCAGGCCUGGCUGUCGGCAGGACGCCCAUUGCUGUUGAGAUGGGGCACUUCAUCCAUCUGAUCACAGCGGUGGCCGUCUUCCUGGGCAUCUCUUUCUUUCGGCUCUCGCUUCUCCUGGGCUACAGCUGGCUGGAAGCUGUCAUUUUUCUUAUUGGCAUCAUUGUGGCCAAUGUGCCUGAGGGGCUGCUGGCCACUGUCACUGUGUGUCUGACCCUGACCGCCAAGUGCAUAGCCCACAAGAACUGCCCUGUGAAGAACUUGGAGGCCGUGGAGACACUGGGCUCCAUGUCCACCAUCUGCUCAGACAAGACGGGCACCCUCACCCAGAACCGCAUGACCGUCGCCCACCUGUGGUUCGAUAAGACCAUAUAUGAGGCUGACACCAGCGAAGAACAGACUGUGUCCAUCCACCUUCGGGAGGACAGCUCCCGGGGCCACGUGCUGAUGGCGAAGGGGGCUCCGGAGGGGAUCCUGGAGUUCUGCUCUAGUUCCCGCCUGAAAGGGCAGGAGUGCCCAGUGGACGACGAGAUGAAGGAAGCCUUCCACAACGCCUGCUCGGAGCUGGGAGGUCUGGGGGAACGCAUGCCAGGGUUCUGCUUCUUGAAUCUGCCAAACUCUCACUCCAAGGGAUUCAAGUUUAACACAGAUGAAAUCAAUUUUCCCAUGGAUAACCUUUGUUUCGUGGGGCUUGUGUCCAUGAUGGACCCUCCCCGAGCUGCUGUGCCGGAUGCUGUGGGCGGGUGUCCGAGUGCAGGGGUUAAGGCAGCUCCUCCCCAGGUCCCCCUGGUGCGCAGGCCAAGCCUGGUGAGUGCCACGCACCUGAGCCGGGAGAGGGGAAUCAGCAGUGUGGGUGAUUAUGGUGACAGGGAUCAUCCCAUUACAGCCAAGGCCAUUGCCAAGAGUGUGGGCAUCAUUUCAGAAGGCACGGAGACAGCAAAUGACGUUGCUGCUCGGCUUAACGUCCGUCAGCCAGAUCAACAGCAGGGAAGUCGAAGCCAUUGUAGUGCAGGGCUCAGAACUGAAGGAUCUGACUCACAGCAGGUGGAUGAGAUCCUUCGAAACCACCACGAGAUUGUGUUUGCUCGGACCUCCCCUCAGCAGAAGCUUAUCAUAGUAGAGGGAUGUCAGAGGCUGGGCGCCAUCGUGGCGGUGACCGGCGACGGCGUGAACGACUCCCCCGCGCUCAAGAAGGCUGACAUCGGCAUCGCCUUGGGCCUCGCCGGCUCCGACGUCUCCAAGCAGGCCGCCGACAUGAUCCUGCCGGACGACAACUUCGCCUCCAUCGUCACGGGCGUGGAGGAGGGCCGCCUCAUCUUUGACAACCUGAAGAAAUGCAUCGCAUACACGCUGACGAGCAACAUCCCCGAGACCACCCCCUUCCUGCUCUUCAUCGUCCUCGGUGUCCCCCUGCCCCUGGGCACCGUGACCAUCCUCUGCAUUACCUGGGCACAGACAUGGAGAGGGCCGAGUCGGGACCUGGCUCGCGGAUCUCCUGUCCCUGUUAUCUCCUUGGCUUAUGAGUCAGCCGAAAGUGACAUCAUGAAGAGGGCGCCCCGUAAUCCGAAAACUGAUAAUCUGGUGAACCGCCGUCUCAUCGGCAUGGCCUGUGGGCAGAUGGGCAUGAUCCAGGCUCUGGCUGGGUUCUUCACCUACUUUGUGAUCCUGGCUGAGAAUGGUUUUAAGCCUACUGAUCUGCUAGGCAUCCGCCACAGCUGGGAAAAUCGGUGUUUCAGUGACCUGGAGGACAGCUGUGGACAGCAGUGGACCUACGAGCAGAGGAAGGUGGUGGAGUUCACGUGCCACAUGGCUUUUUUUGUGAGCAUUGUGGUUGUGCAGUGGGCUGACCUCAUCAUCUGCAAGACCCGCUGCAACUCCGUCUUCCAGAAGGGCAUGAGAAACAAGGUCCUAAUAUUUGGGAUCCUGGAGGAGACGAUCCUGGCUGUCUUUCUGUCCUACACUCCCGGCAUGGAUGUGACCCUGCGAUUGUACCCACUCAAGUUGUUCUGGUGGCUCUGUGCCACUCCCUACAGCAUGCUUAUCUUUGUCUACGAUGAAAUCAGAAAACUCAGCAUCGCCAUAACCCUGGGGGACUCCUCGCCCUACCUGCUCUGUCCAAACCUCGGGGCCCUGUGCUCCACCUGCUGGCUGGAGAGGGAGACCUGCUACUGA
Manis pentadactyla (Chinese pangolin) is the source of this 2733-nucleotide messenger RNA. RefSeq names its product sodium/potassium-transporting ATPase subunit alpha-4-like. Gene Ontology annotation, cellular component: membrane. Gene Ontology annotation, molecular function: ATP hydrolysis activity; P-type sodium:potassium-exchanging transporter activity; ATP binding. The transcript is spliced from 22 exons. The record is from RefSeq and is a predicted model, not a curated record. Gene Ontology annotation, biological process: proton transmembrane transport; intracellular potassium ion homeostasis; intracellular sodium ion homeostasis. The coding region runs from base 1 to 2733 and encodes 910 amino acids. Lineage: Eukaryota; Metazoa; Chordata; Mammalia; Pholidota; Manidae.